Molecule: messenger RNA, 1184 nt
Organism: Tuber melanosporum (Perigord truffle)
Lineage: Eukaryota; Fungi; Ascomycota; Pezizomycetes; Pezizales; Tuberaceae
Exons: 3
Coding region: 56-1087 (343 amino acids)
Cellular component (GO): membrane
Source: RefSeq, a predicted model, not a curated record
CCUCCAUCUCAUCUUCAUCCUCAUCCUCACCUCCCAGCCACUGUUACCGCAGAAUAUGGCCAUCUCCCUCCCCCUACCAGAAGUAUCUUCCCUCUCAGACACAACAGAUUUCAGUAAAACUGUGACCCCCUUCCUUCACCAACUCUCGAUUUCCCACAUUCAACCACUCCUCACUGGCCAAGUGCCCGUUAAAGAAUGGUACCUAUCGACCAACCCACUAAUAACCGCCGCGCACUUUGCCCUUGCGAUGACCUUGAUUGUGCUCGUCACUAGUGAGAUCAAUAGGAAUUACUCCCAGGUUGAUCGUUUGUGGAGUUUGUUGCCGACAAUUUACAUUGGGCAUUACACGCUCUUUGCUCACAUGAACGGAUUGGAUACACGGAGGCUUAACACGCUGAGUGCUUUUUCGUUGCUUUGGAGUAUUAGGCUAACCUACAAUUACUGGCGUAGGGGUGGGUACAAUAUUGGUUCGGAAGACUACCGCUGGGAGAUUGUCCAAAAAUCUAUCCCCCGUUGGGGCUUCAUCCUCCUGAACAUAGUCUUCAUCUCCUUCAUCCAGAACGUCCUCCUAGCUAUGAUCACUGCUCCGGCCUACAUCCACCUCCUAGCCUCCACCCUCCCCACCGCCCCCGCCUGGUCCUUCACCGACGUCUUACUCUCCCGUAGCCUCCUCCUGAUCCUAUUCGUAGAGGCCUUUGCAGACCAACAACAGUGGGUCUACCAGAGUGCUAAGACGGCCUACCUCGCCACCGGCAUUGUACCGCGCGGCUACACCAAAGCCGACCUCGACCGUGGCUUCGUAAUUACUGGUCUAUGGUCAUUCUGUCGCCACCCCAAUUACACCGCUGAGCAGAUUAUCUGGGCGCUCGUGUACCAGUGGUCGUGCCUUGUUUGCGAUGAGCUCUGGAAUUGGACUGGCUUGGGCGCGGUGGCGUAUAUGGCAUUGUUCCAGGCGAGCGUUCGGCUGACGGAGGAGAUUACUGCGGGGAAGUAUAGGGAAUAUAAGGAGUAUCAGAAGAUGGUCAAUAAGUUUGUGCCCGGUUUGGGGGCGCUUACUGGGGCAUCGGGGUUUGAGAAGAAGAAAUAGGUGGUUCUUGCCUUCCUACUGCCUAUUCCCUCUCGUCAUGUAAUAUAGUUUCUUCUGUCACUUGGAUUCACUAGGAGUAGCAGGAUUUCAGAUGCCA